AGAGAUCUACCGACUGAAGCAGCAUGGCCAAGCCGUGUGGGGCGCACCUGAGUGGGGAAGCCCGCAAACAGGUGGAGGUCUUCAGGCAGAAUCUUUUCCAGGAGACUGAGGAAUUCCUCUACAGGUUCUUGACACAGAAAAUCAUAUACCUGAAUCAGCUCUUGCGAGAGGGCUCCCUCAAUGUGGCUGACCUGACUUCCCUCCGGGCCCCACUGGACAUCCCCAUCCCAGACCCUCCACCCAAGGAUGAUGAGAUGGAAACAGAUAAGCAGGAGAAGAAAGAAGUCCCUAAGUGUGGAUUUCUCCCUGGGAAUGAGAAAGUCCUGUCCCUGCUUGCCCUGGUUAAGCCAGAAGUCUGGACUCUCAAAGAGAAAUUCAUUCUGGUGAUCACAUGGAUCUAGCACUUAAUCCCCAUUGAAGAUGGAAAUGAUUUUGGGGUAGCAAUCCAGGAGAAGGUGCUGGAGAGGGUGAAUGCCGUCAAGACCAAAGUGGAAGCUUUCCAGACAACCAUUUCCAAAUACUUCUCAGAACAUGGGGAUGCUGUGGCCAAGGCCUCCGAGGAGACUCAUGUAAUGGAUUACUGGGCCUUGGUGCAUGAGCGAGAAGGGGCAGCCUAUGGGGAGCUCAGGGCCAUGGUACUGGACCUGAGGGCCUUCUAUGCUGAGCUUUAUCAUAUCAUCAACAGCAACCUGGAGAAAACUGUCAACCCAAAGGGUGACGAGAAGCCAUCUAUGUACCGAACCCAGGACUAGAAGGAAAAUAAAUGAUCUCUAUG
Symphalangus syndactylus (siamang) is the source of this 775-nucleotide messenger RNA. RefSeq names its product proteasome activator complex subunit 2-like. The record is from RefSeq and is a predicted model, not a curated record. Gene Ontology annotation, biological process: positive regulation of endopeptidase activity; regulation of proteasomal protein catabolic process; regulation of G1/S transition of mitotic cell cycle. Gene Ontology annotation, molecular function: endopeptidase activator activity. Lineage: Eukaryota; Metazoa; Chordata; Mammalia; Primates; Hylobatidae. Gene Ontology annotation, cellular component: proteasome activator complex; nucleoplasm; cytoplasm.